This is a messenger RNA of Ctenopharyngodon idella (grass carp), 5162 nucleotides long. RefSeq names its product transmembrane channel-like 2b (gene tmc2b). The transcript has 20 exons. Gene Ontology annotation, molecular function: mechanosensitive monoatomic ion channel activity. Gene Ontology annotation, cellular component: plasma membrane. Gene Ontology annotation, biological process: detection of mechanical stimulus involved in sensory perception of sound; vestibular reflex. NCBI's taxonomy places the organism in Eukaryota, Metazoa, Chordata, Actinopteri, Cypriniformes, Xenocyprididae. The coding region runs from base 2129 to 4993 and encodes 954 amino acids. The record is from RefSeq and is a predicted model, not a curated record.
GCAUCCGUUCAAACAGAACGUGUUUUUCCGUUCCACUGUGCUACUUUUUCAUUGUUUUUCAAUGUAAAGGCAAUAGAUGGACGUUUUUAACCGUUGUGCUCGCGUCUUUUGCAGCAUUGUGUGUAUGGCAUGGCAUUCUAAAAAUGUGGCGUUUUAAGUUAAAUGAAGUUCAACACGUGUCUCUAGACCUUGCACUUUUCCAUUCCACUGGCCUUUUUCUCAUGAUUUUAACAGCAAAAACGCGUUCUGUGUGAUCCGGUGUUCUGACGAUUUGUGCUACCUGCCUAGCGAAAAUUGCUAUCUAUCAGACUACCAGCGUAAUAUUCAUGUGGUGUGACGUGGUUUGAGGCUUUAUUAACGUCCAUACCUACCAUUAAAACAAUGCAAAUAUAAGUGUUGGUAGCACAAACUUAUAGGUAGCAUUAUUAGCCAAGACACUGGCCCCCAGAGAUCUGGAAAGUAAAUCAUUUCUGAACCGAUUGACGGCUUGGCUUUGCCCACCAUUAUGCCUCUCGUCUCAAUUUCAUUGUUUCCCUAUUCUCAAAUCCAUGCAGCUUUAUCUUGAUCAGCGUGUCAGAUGGCCCGCAACAUUUCCAUGCGCGGUACUGUAUUCUCAAAUCUGCUCUCAGCUCUAGGGGUGUCUAAUGUCUUGGAUUAUUUUCCUGCAGCCACAGAUUUGGCAGCAAAGAUGCAUGUGACUCACUUAUCAUUCCACGGCCCAUGCUGCUCUGUUUGGGGUUAUGUUGUGUACCAUUUAUGUGAGGGACUUUGUUACAAACCCACUAGAGGACAGUAAAAAACAUUGAGAAUAUCCUUUGAGCACCUUUUUUGAAGAUGAAUCGAAGAGAUCUUACUAUCCUAAGAACCUUAUGAUAUCCCUGUAUCAAAUCUUGGCAAUUUUAUAUAAAAGAACUGGCACAUAAGUUUCAUUAACAAUGCAAAUGGUCAUCCAUAAUACAUGGGUAGACUUCAUUAAGUAUUAACAGGAGUCAUUUGAGAUUUUGUUUAUUUGUUCAUUUAGGGAGUCAUUGUUAAUUGAAGAUCCUGCUCUUUUAAAAUUCUUUUAGUAAGAAACCAAGAAUAGUGAGCUCAUAACAGUAUUAAUGCAUCAUUUAAUUCAUUGAAUUAUUAAUUACAUCAUUAAUUGAACUUUUUUGCUUUUAGUAAACUAAACUUCAUUUAUUGUGUUUAUCCAAUUGAUUUUUUUGAAUUGAUAAAAUUGAUAUUUGAAUUGAUAAAAUUAAAGUCUUAAAUCUCAACUAAGUAAAGCUCAAAAAAGCACAUGCAAAAAAAGAAACAAAAUAUAAUGAGUUUAGAUUUUUUACAGUGUUUUUGCGUUUAUCGUGAACCAUGAUGAGGUCUUCAUGACAUCAUGUAGCUUACCUGCAGCUGCCACAGAGAAACCACUUUUAUAUGCUGGACAUCUGAUCUGUGUGAAUGUAGUUCUGUUACCGGAUGUUAUAGUAGUAGACCUCUUGAACAUAAUUAACUCCAAACAAUUACUGGUAUUCGGCUGCUGUGCUGUGUCAGAACAAGAAGGUUAGUUUCCUUAGAUGUGCCCAAAUUUCCUGUUGACACAAUACCUUGUCAUUUACACACAUCGAAGAACAAAGACACUAAUUUACCUUAGUUGAACUAUAGUUCAGUAUAUGAAUCUGUUGUACUGAAAUUUUAUUUGUUGUUGUUGAUGUUGUUGAAUUAACAUGAGUUUAAUGAAUUCUAAAUUUGUUUUAAAAUCAGAACUUCACAUUAUUUCUUAGACUCUUAUUAUUUUCUUAUUUUAAUUCUACAAAAAAAUAAUUUCAGGCAUUUAUCUUGAAACUUUUGUAUACUUACAGUAUUUUAUUUAGCCAACCUGUUUGUGUUUAGGUAUCAUGAGAGACACCUUGAUUAUUCUCUGAUUAUUUGAAUCUUUUAUCUGUCCUGUUUACUGGCGUUUUGUUUGCUGGCUCUCACAGCUCUCUUGGCUUUAGAUCUUGACUACCAUUUACUGUAGUCAAGGAGACAUUUGAUUCCUUUUUUAGGAGUGGAGAGCCUGUUAACAGAGACCCACCUGACAGUCAGGUGUGUCAUCAGCUCUAGAUGCCUCGCAAGACUGAAUAGCAGGACUUAAACUCAAACCGGCAAGAUGCCCCGCAGAAAAAAUGAUAUUGCGAUAACUGUGGAUGAUGUUGGGAUGGAAAUCGAUGCAGAAUAUGAUAGUGGAAGUGACGUGGAUUCAAAAAGAAGAGCAAGAGGCAGGAAUAAACCUAAGCCUGCAGCUCGAGGAAGGAAAGCCAAGCCAGCAGAUAGCGUGGAGGAGAGCGAAGAAGAGGAGGAUGAGGAGGCUCCACGGAAGAGAAAAGGCCGAAAGAAGAAGGAAGUAAGUGAAGACGAGAGUGAGGAAGAGCAGAAAGGAAGAAGGAAGAAAGCAGCGGGUGCGAAGAAGAGGGCUGCCAAGAAAGAUGACUCAGAAGAGGAGAGCGAAGAGGAGAAAGUAGAUAAAAGAAAAGGAGGGAAAAAAGGUGCAACUAAGAAGGAGAAAGAGGAGGAGAAUAGCAAAGAGAAGAAGGGGAAUGGCAAAGCAGGAGGAAAAGGAGGGAAAGAUAAACAGGAAGAUAAGGAUAAGAAAAAGAACAAAGGCAAACACAGCAGCAGUUCAUCCUCGGACAACAAUUCAGAAGAUGAGUCUUUGUCUGAGGGAGAGAUGGCCCGGCUAAAAGAGGAAGUGGAGGAGAAGAAAAAGCUGAUAGCAACACUUCGGAACAAACCCUGGCGCAUGAAGAGGAGACUCAAGUGCCUGAAAGAAGCCCAGGGGUUUGUGGAAAAGUUUGAAGGGGCUUUGGGCAAAGGAAAAGGGAGGAGACUCUAUGCAUUCAAAGUCAUGAUGACUAAGAAAUUAAUCAAAUUCAAUAGAGACUUUGAAAACUUCAAGACGGCCUGCAUUCCCUGGGAGAGUCGGAUAAAAGAAGUGGAAAGUCACUUUGGGUCAUCUGUUGCCUCCUACUUCAUUUUCCUGCGGUGGAUGUAUGGAUUAAACCUGGUUCUCUUUGGCUUUGUGUUUGGGCUUGUUGUUAUUCCAGAGGUACUGAUGGGCAUGCCUUACGGCUCCCUUCCCAGAAAAACAGUCCCAAGAGAGGAACAGGAUAGUGCCAUGGACUUCUCUGUCCUGUUUGAGUUUGGCGGCUAUUGCAAGUACUCCAUUCUGUUUUAUGGUUACUACAAUAAUCAACGAAGUAUUGGAUUCCUGCAGUUCCGGUUACCUCUGUCAUAUCUUUUGGUUGGUGUUGGGAUAUUCGGCUACAGUCUUAUGGUGGUUAUCAGAACAAUGGCAAGUAAUGCCAAUGAAGGAGGAGAUGGAGCAGAGGAAGGUGCCUUCACCUUUUGCUGGAAGCUGUUUACUAGCUGGGAUUACCUUAUAGGAAACCCAGAGACAGCUGACAACAAAUUUGCCUCCACCACCACAAGCUUCAAGGAAUCUAUAGUGGAUGAGCAGGAAAACCUAAAGGAUGAGAACAUUCACCUCCGCCGCUUUCUACGUGUCCUAGCCAACCUUCUCAUCCUGUGCUGCUUGGGUGGGAGCGGAUUCCUCAUCUACACUGUGGUCAAAAGAUCUCAAGAAUUUGCCAAAAAGGACAGGAAUGAAUUGACAUGGCUUCAAAAAAACGAGGUUGAAAUUGUGAUGUCACUGUUGGGCUUGGUGUGUCCACCUCUGUUUGAGGUUAUAGCGGAGCUGGAAGACUAUCACCCUCGAAUCGCCCUAAAAUGGCAGCUGGCCAGAAUCUUCGCCCUCUUUCUGGGCAACCUGUACACUUUCCUGUUUGCGCUGUUUGAUGAAGUCAAUGCAAAGCUUGAAAACGAGAAACAGAUAAAAAAUGAAACCGUCUGGGCUCUUAAAGAGUACUAUGCCAACUACACCUUACAUCACAACGUCACAGAAAACAUUCCCCCUCCAAACAUCUCCCCAGCUGAUGUCAUCAGGGGGCCAUGCUGGGAGACAGAAGUUGGCAUUGAGUUUGUGAAGCUCACCAUGUCCGACAUCCAGGUGACAUAUCUGACCAUUCUGAUUGGGGACUUCCUACGAGCCGUGAUUGUGAGAUUCCUCAACUAUUGCUGGUGUUGGGAUCUCGAAGCUGGCUUUCCAUCUUAUGCAGAGUUUGACAUCAGUGGUAAUGUACUUGGGCUCAUAUUCAACCAGGGAAUGAUCUGGAUGGGUGCAUUUUACGCCCCUGGGCUGGUGGGAAUAAACGUGUUGCGUCUGCUGAGCUCCAUGUAUUACCAGUGCUGGGCAGUGAUGGCCUGUAAUGUUCCCCAUGAGAGAGUGUUUAAAGCCUCGCGUUCUAAUAACUUCUACAUGGGACUGCUUCUCCUCGUCCUCUUCCUCAGUCUCAUGCCUGUGAUCUACUCCAUUAUGACCCUGCCACCGUCUUUUGACUGUGGACCCUUCAGUGGUAAAGAUAAGAUGUAUGAUGUGAUCAUGGAGACUAUAGAGAAGGACUUGCCACCAUUUAUGGCCGACAUCUUCAGUUAUGCAUCCAACCCAGGCCUCAUAAUGUCUGCAGUCUUGCUCAUGGUGUUGGCUAUUUAUUACCUGAAUGCUGUGUCCAAAGCAUAUCAGAACGCUAACAUGGACUUAAAACGCAAAAUGCAAAUGCAAAGAGAUGAGGAGAAGAACAGGAGGAACAACAAGGACAGCACCAACCAGGUGAUGAAAGACCUGGAGGAUCUUCUGCCCAACAAGUCCCUGAUUCCCCCUCCAUCUGCUGAAGAGGCUGAGAAACCAACUGACCAUCUCAGCAAGUCCCCAAAAGUGACAGGCAAACCAGGCGCUGCAGCCUCUGGGAAAGGGGUACACGUCCAGAGGGAUGUGUCUUUGGCUGCGGCAAAUCCUCGGGCACCAGUAACUCGCCCUCCAGGUCCCAGGCCACCCGGGCCUCUCCCAGGUAAUGCCCGUGGACCUCCACCAGGUCAAGGGAGGGGAAGAGGGAGAGGUGGACCACCACCACGAAGAUAGUGCUUGAAGAAUGUAUAUAGACACACACUUUACAGUCAUACUAAAUAUGGGUCCAAAUAAAAUUGUAAUACUAUUACAGUGAGGAGGUUCUGUAGUUGUAAAUAUUUUUUUUUUGUGUAAAAUGAAUUUGUAUGCUAUUUAAAUAAGUGCAAUAAAAGGUUUAUUGAUA